Molecule: messenger RNA, 5133 nt
Organism: Xenopus tropicalis (tropical clawed frog)
Lineage: Eukaryota; Metazoa; Chordata; Amphibia; Anura; Pipidae
Gene: sulf1
Product: sulfatase 1
Exons: 20
Coding region: 498-3878 (1126 amino acids)
Biological process (GO): esophagus smooth muscle contraction; bone development; innervation
Cellular component (GO): endoplasmic reticulum; plasma membrane; cell surface
Molecular function (GO): arylsulfatase activity; calcium ion binding; N-acetylglucosamine-6-sulfatase activity
Source: RefSeq, a predicted model, not a curated record
UCAGGUUACUUAGGGAAGAGUUUGCAGACCUGCCGAGCGUGUGUCCGUCCCUCUCUGUGCGUCUGUGCCCGCAGCGCUGUGAGGAGACAAGCAGCCGCAGCGAUCGGAUUGGGCAGCCGCUGCCUUGACACAAGCCGCGCUGUGCCGCCGCCGAGUGCCGCCGCUGAGUGCUUCAGGACGUGUUGCAACAGAUGGUUGGGGUUACACUGUGUCAUCACGUUGGAGUGGGGAUUAGAUGAGGAAGGGCGCUUUGCUGGAGCUGUGUGGUCCGCUGUCCCGCAAGGGAGAAACUUAUCAGAAGAAACCUUUCCAGUUGUGUGAAAAUAGGAAAAAAGUGGGUGCCCCCUGUCCAUGAGGUAUAUUCUGCUUUGGACCCUGCUGUUCUGCUUCAAGGAUGUUCUAAAACCAAAUCUAAGUACAUUUUUCCCAGUCUAUCUAUAAACAGAGCAAGUUAUCCGGCAUCAUCUGGUUACAUAGAAGCAACUGCAUGUGCUAAAAUGAAGUUUUUGAGCUUUGCGCUUGUCUUUAUCCUACUGCAAAUGGAGAUUCCUGUGGGCCUUGGCUCUUCACUCAAAGCCAAAUUCAGAGGGCGAGUACAACCCGACAGAAGGAAUAUCAGGCCCAAUAUUAUUCUUGUUUUGACUGAUGACCAAGAUGUGGAGUUAGGUUCGUUGCAGGUGAUGAACAAGACAAGAAGGAUCAUGGAAGAAGGAGGAGCUUCAUUCAUCAAUGCUUUUGUGACCACGCCCAUGUGCUGUCCUUCACGCUCUUCAAUGCUAACAGGGAAAUACGUUCACAACCACAAUAUAUACACAAACAAUGAGAACUGCUCUUCUCCGUCCUGGCAAGCCAUCCAUGAGCCUCGCACAUUUGCUGUAUAUCUCAAUAACACGGGCUACAGGACAGCUUUUUUCGGAAAAUACCUCAAUGAGUAUAAUGGAAGCUACAUCCCUCCUGGGUGGCGGGAAUGGCUUGGACUUGUGAAGAACUCUCGCUUUUAUAAUUAUACCAUGUGCAGGAAUGGCUUUAAGGAAAAACACGGAUUUGAAUAUGAAAAGGACUACUUCACAGACUUGAUUACCAAUGACAGUAUUAGCUACUUUAAAUUAUCAAAGAAACUGUACCCUCACCGUCCCAUAAUGAUGGUUAUUAGUCAUGCAGCUCCUCAUGGACCAGAAGAUUCCGCUCCGCAGUUUUCAGAGUUUUUUCCAAAUGCUUCGCAACACAUAACUCCGAGCUAUAACUAUGCACCCAAUAUGGACAAACACUGGAUCAUGCAGUAUACAGGCGCCAUGCUUCCCAUACACAUGGAGUUUACCAAUGUGCUUCAUAGAAAGAGGCUACAGACUCUCUUAUCAGUUGAUGACUCUAUGGAAAAGUUGUAUAAUAUGCUGGUGGACACUGGUGAAGUGGAAAACACUUACCUCAUCUACACAUCGGAUCAUGGCUAUCACAUAGGACAGUUUGGACUGGUCAAAGGGAAAUCAAUGCCAUAUGACUUUGAUAUUCGUGUUCCUUUCUUUGUUCGCGGCCCUAAUGUGGAACCAGGAUCAAUAGUGCAUCAGAUUGUCUUGAAUUUAGAUAUCGCACCAACUAUUCUGGAUAUAGCUGGGUUGGACACACCUCCUGAUAUGGAUGGAAAGUCUGUUCUACCUUUGCUGGACAUUGAAAGACCUGGAAACAGGCUACGCACCAAUAAGAAGAACAAAAUUUGGCGAGAUACGUUCCUUGUGGAAAGAGGAAAAUUUCUGCGAAAGAAGGAGGAGCCAAGCAAAAGCAGCCCACAGUCCAAUCACUUGCCAAAAUAUGAGCGAGUGAAGGAGCUCUGCCAACAGGCCAGAUACCAGACUGCAUGUGAGCAGCCAGGACAGAAAUGGCAGUGCAUUGAAGAUAUGUCUGGGAAGCUUCGCAUUCAUAAAUGUAAAGGGUCCGCUGACACCAUUUCCCUAAAGAAGAGGACACGAAGCAUAAACUCAAAGGGCUAUGGAAGCAAGCAUAAAGAGUGUGUAUGUGGGGACGCAGAUUACAAAUCCAGCAGAAGUCAAAAGAAGAAACAGAGACUUUUCAUGAGAACUCCCGGUGUUAAAAAAUUUAAUCCUCGGUUUGUCCACACUCGGCACACACGCUCACUGUCCGUUGAAUUUGAAGGUGAAAUUUAUGACAUAAAUCUAGAAGAUGAAGAGGACCACCAGGCUUCCCAGCUCAGGAGUCUCACUAAGAGGCACUAUAUUUCUGAAGAGGAAGUUGGCGAUGAAGAUGAUGAUGAUGACAAUGAAGAAGAUGAGGAAGAUGAGGAGUAUAUGACCACUGUUCCGGAUGAAGAUGAGAUGAUGUUAGCUGAUGGGGUAAUUAGCGCAAGCCAAUCUUCAUCUGUCAGAGUCACACAUAAGUGUUAUAUCCUUGCCAACGACACUGUACAUUGUGAGAGAGAAUUGUAUCACUCAACCAAAGCCUGGAAGGAUCACAAAGCUUACAUUGAUAAAGAGAUUGAAGCUCUUCAAGAUAAAAUAAAGAAUUUAAGGGAAGUAAGAGGACAUCUGAAAAGGAGAAAACCUGAUGAGUGUGACUGCAGUAAGCCUGGGUUUUACAAGAAAGAAAAAGGAGUGAAAGUGCAAGAUAGGCUGAAAGGCCACAUGCACCCAUUUAAGGAAGGUGUGCAAGAAGUAGACAGUAAAUUUCAGAUCUUUAAAGAGAACCGCAAGAAGAAAAAAGAGAAGAAAGAGAAGAAACGUCAAAGAAAGGGAGAAGAGUGCAGCCUACCUGGACUUACUUGCUUCACUCAUGAUAAGAACCACUGGCAGACAGCACCAUUCUGGAAUUUGGGAUCAUUCUGUGCCUGUACGAGCUCCAAUAACAAUACAUACUGGUGCUUGAGAACCAUCAACGAGACUCACAAUUUCCUGUUUUGUGAAUUUGCCACCGGCUUUUUGGAGUACUUUGAUAUGAACACUGAUCCGUAUCAGCUAACAAAUGCCGUGCACACCGUUGAAAGAGGAGUUCUGAAUCAGCUUCACAUACAGUUAAUGGAAUUGAGAAGCUGUCAAGGUCACAAGCAAUGCAACCUACGGCCCAAAGGCUUAGAAGCAGGGGACAUCUAUGGGACAGAUGGGAGGGCUAACUUGCCAAAUUUCACAGAGGAUGUCGACUGGAAAGGACUGGAAGAUUUGUACAGCUUAAAUGAGACUUUCUAUGGAUACAGAAACAACUAUAGACUUAGUCUGGAUGACUGGGCUACUUACUUGAAGGAUGUAGAUAGAGUUUUUGCACUGCUGAACAGUAACUCUAAACAAACUAGAAGAAAUGAGACUUUGGUUGCUCAACCUGAUGGUUCCUCCAACACAUCGCUAUAUGAAAUGGCCUCUGCAGAGUCUGAAGAAGAAUUCAGUGGUGCAGCUGCAGAAGAAAGUGAACCCGUUAUGGAAACAAACCUUAGUACUUUGAAUAUGAGCAUAGAGUUAUUUAAUAACGAGAAAAAACUUGAAACAAUCAAUGAUUUUCCUGAGCAGACAGAUUUGAACCAGCCACUCUGGAGCAACAGAGACACAGAAAGGUCAACGUAUGUAGCUCCCGACCCCUAUGAAGUGGAGUUUAGUGGCAAUGGACUAACAGAGAUAGAAUCCAAAAACACUUUUCAUCAUCAAACAAAUAUUUAUCUCCCAAAAGAGCAUCAGCAAGAAAAGAGUCUCAUGGGUGGAGACAUUUUUGAAGAUCAGGUAUAUCUUCCCAUUGACUCAGUGCAACAUGUAGCUUUGCCUGCACGACAGCCAGACAACUCUAAAAUACUGGAAACAACAAAGAACAUAUCUCAGUUGGAUUAUUCAGAGAUCUCCAAGGACAAUAUAGAAGGCAGUGCCUUAUCCCCACUUUUGUCUGAUUAGAACAUUUUUCAGAGUUUAGCGAGCAUUAGCAACAUCACCUUGGGCACUUGACAUUCCAGGUUAAUUUCAGACCAUUCAACGUUUUAUUCCCCAGUGUUAUUGUUUCUAUGGCAUGGCUUGUGGGACACACCAACACCAUUCACUUCCGGUUUCCUUCACCAAAUAGGUUGGCUUGUUGGCUAUUUUUGCUCCUACUAAAUAUAUGUAUUUGUGUUCUUUUUCUAACCACUGGAAUUUCACCAUCACCAUUAAGUCAAUUGUUUAUUGCACUUUCAGAAAACAUUUAGCACCAUAUUUACCCCACAAUUUCAUCUUCUCUAUUUUGGUGGCAUAGACGUAGCAAAGGCACAUUGUGGAAAUAACUUUUUUAAUUUUAAAACCAUGUUUGAACAUCACACCUGAACUUACCUUUGUUGUAAAGGCAAAAAUGACCCCCCAACCCCAUUGGAAAGAUUGCCCAAGAAAAGCCGCAGGGAAAUGUUCUGUGUGUCUCCGGUUGCACUUACACAAUGAAUGUUGCAUAGAAAGAGCAGCUUGGUGCGUUACUUCUAUUUUUGUUCUACGGAUAAACGUCUUGUUAAACCAGUGUGGCACAUAUUGUAGCUCUAGCUUCACACCAUCUUAUAAAUAAACACAUAACGGCACAGUCACCUCCCAAGGGAAAACGCGGUUCCUUCAGUCCGAGUGGAACUUAUGUCUUGUUCUUGUCAAUCAGCAUGUUGUCUGAGCAUUUUUAUGAUCAAGGCGUUUGUCCUUCAUCGUUACGCCUGUGGGGUUUGAGCUUAGUAAGUAGCAGCUGAGUUCAAACCUCGCCGUUUUCUGACUCCUACUCUGUAUAAUGUACUCCGAGGGCAGCGGCUGCAAUACCCCGCAGGCCCCUGGGGCCAAACAGAGUAUAUAACUUAUAGGGCAAUCCUUAUACCGGGGAUGGCAAACUCACAGCCUCUGCCAUGCCUCUCUCACAUACAUGCUUUAUGUACAUAUGUUUAAAUAAACAGACUUGUGGCUGUACACAUACAAGUGCGAGAUGACAGAACAAACUAUUUAUGGUUAUGAAUGAUGCUUUUUUUUUUCCUUUUGUAAAUAGUUUUAAAAAUGCUUAGUUUUCCGUUUUUGUGUUUUUGGUUUUUUUUUUUUAAUCAUGUAUAGAAUUCUGUUAUACUUUUAUAGAACAAUUCUGACUUCAGGAAAGUCAUGAAGCAAGAUUUCUUUAAAUAAAAAAUGUGUUUUAAUUUUAAAAAAAAAUACCAAGAUU